AUGGAAACAAGAGUAACUGCUCAGAAGAAUGCAUCCCUUACGAGACCAGUUUCAGGCCAGGAGAUUAAAGAAGCAGUCUACUCUAUAGGUCCAGAUAAAGCGCCGGGAAUUGAUGGAUAUACAGCUUCUUUCUAUCGACAAUUUUGGGAAGAGAUUGGUCCAGAUGUCACGUUAUUGAUAAACAAGUUCUUUGAAACAGGGGUGAUGGAGCCUGGGAUCAAUCAUACACAGCUUUUCUUAAUACCAAAAACAACGGACGCAGAAAGAGUAUCUGAUGAUAGACUAAUCAGCCUCUACACGGCUGCGUUUGUACCAGGGAGGAAUAUCACUGACAACGUCUUGGUAGCUCAUGAGCUCAUGCAUGCUUUAAAAUCAAAGAAGGACUGUGCAGAACAGUACAUUACCAUCAAGACAGACAUUAGCAAAGCAUACGAUCGUGUAGAAUGGGAUUUCUUGGAAGAAGUCAUGAAGAAAAUGGGAUUUGAUGACAAAUGGAUUGGUUGGAUAAUGGCUUGUGUGAGCGCCAAGGUCAAGGAGUAUGGACCUAAGCUUGAACCUGAUGGAGUUAAGGACUUAGAGCUUGAACCAGUGGAGCAGCUUGAACGUGAGGGAAGUAAGCUUGUAGCUGAGGAUGAGCUUGAACCGGAGCUUGUAGCUGAGGAAGCUUUAGCUGCACCAAUGGAAUUGGUUACUCAUUCAGAGUUAAUCUUGAGCUAA
Messenger RNA from Microthlaspi erraticum, 717 nucleotides. The record is from the annotation of a GenBank genome assembly. Lineage: Eukaryota; Viridiplantae; Streptophyta; Magnoliopsida; Brassicales; Brassicaceae.